Oryza brachyantha (malo sina) is the source of this 3830-nucleotide messenger RNA. Its product is annotated as cingulin-like. NCBI's taxonomy places the organism in Eukaryota, Viridiplantae, Streptophyta, Magnoliopsida, Poales, Poaceae. The record is from RefSeq and is a predicted model, not a curated record. The coding region runs from base 507 to 3428 and encodes 973 amino acids. The transcript has 8 exons.
CCUAAACCCCCCAAAUAACAGAGGGAGAGGGAGAGCAAAAGCAGAGGUGAAUGGGAGAGAAAGUGCAGCUGAGCUGAGGCUGAGCUCUCUUUGUUUCUCUCACUAGAUCUGUGUGUGUGCUUUGCCUUUGCACAAAGGUGGCUGCUUGGCUUGCCUUGCCUGCUUGCUUGCCGAGUUGCCGUUGCUGGCUGUGUCAGACUCAGCUCACACCCACUCUCACAUCAGUUUGCCCAGCGCGUCUCUACGCUUGCUCUGCCUCUGCCUCCAUGUGGUGGUCGUCUUCCUCCUCGAGCUGUAGCUAGCUGCGGCAUCGCACCGCAAUGCCACGCUGCCGCCGCGGGGGGCGUCGCGCGAGGCAUUGCAAUGCGGCCGCCGGUGGAGGAGGCGUGAGUGGAGCCUACUAGACCGGCGAGCGAGCUGUGCGCGCGCGUGUGUGUGUGUGAGAGAGAAGUGUGUUUCUUUUUUUCUUGCUGGAGUGAUUUGUCGGUCUCGGUCUCGCCGCCGACAUGUUCAAGUCGGCGCGGUGGCGCGGCGGCGGGAAGGCGAAGGCCGUGUUCAAGCUGCACUUCCACGCCACGCAGGUGCCGGAGACGGGAUGGGAGGCGAUGAUGGUGGUGGUGACGCCGCGGGACUUGGGGCGGCCGACGGCGCGGACGGAGAGCGCGGAGGUGGCCGACGGUGCGUGCCAGUGGGCCGCCCCGGUGUUCGAGGCCGCCAAGCUUCCCUCCUCCGGCAAGGAGAAGAUCUACCAGUUCCUCGUCUACGAGACGGGUUCGAGCCAGGCGGCGCUUCUCGGGGAGGCGACGGUGAACCUGGCCGAGUACGCGGAGGCGUUCAAGCCGUGGGUGGUGACGCUGCCGCUCAAGGGCAGCCCCGGCGCGCAGCUGCACGUGACCAUCCAGCGGGUGGUGGGUGGCGGCGGCGGUGGGUGCGGCGACGACGCGAGUGAGAACGGCGGCGACGUGUCGCCGGUGGUGGCGAGGACACCGCCGCGGAAGACGCUGCAGAGCCAGCUGAGCCGUUGCGAGGACGAGGAAGCCGAGAAGUCGAGGGCGGCGGCGGCGGAUGCCAUGAGCCCUAUGCAAGACGGAUUGGUGAUAAAUAAACCUCCAGGGAUGAGGUUUACAUCAAGAAGAAACAUGCGCGCGCCUGCUGAUCCAAUUAGUCACCUUCACAAUUCCAACAGCUUCGAUGCCAUCUCGAUGUCGGGUUCAGAUGGGAGCUCUGGGAGAUUUACCCCCAAAAAUAAUGCUAGUAUGCACAGUACAUUUCUUCAGGAGGGCACCAAUGCACUCUCACCCCUGAGGAACACAUUGACCAGCUCCGGUGACUGGUCGGGAAGCUCAGCUCCUGAUGCUAGCACUGAUGGAUCAACCAGCAAUUCGGGUGAAGCAGGGAUAAGGGAGGCAGAGGAUGAUGUGGAGAAGCUAAGAAGUGAGAUAGCCACUCUGACGCGGAAAUUGGAUGUCUCGGAUAUGGAGUUGCAAACACUGAGAAAGCAAAUUGUGAAGGAGAGUAGGCGAGGGCAAGAUCUUUCCAAGGAAGUGGGUAGCUUGAGGGAGGAGAGGGAUGCUCUCAGAAGAGAAUGUGAAGGGCUCAGAGGGACAAAGAAAACGAUCCAUGAUGCGAACGGAUCUGGUAAAAGACUCUCGAAUGCGGAAGAUCCAUGGUCACAGAUUGAAGAGCUAAAGCAAGAACUGGGGCAUGAGAAGAAUCUAAAUGUAGAUUUGCAUGUACAAUUGCAGAAAAUGCAGGAAUCCAAUUCUGAGCUGCUUUUGGCUGUGAAGGAUCUUGAUGAGAUGCUGGAGCAAAAGAACAGAGAGAUAUCACUUUUGCAUGAAGAAACAGUAGAGGAUCCCCAGGAGGCUGAAUAUGAGCUUGCAUUGUCAAAUGUGCAUAAUGCUGGACACAAAAUAGACAUAUCUGAAACAAGUUCGGUUCAAGAGAAAGAAGAUGAGUUGAUGCUGGAUGCAUUGGUGAAGACGACUGAUGGUGUUGCUACGUCUGAACUUCAAAAUAAAAUUGUUGAGCUGAGCAAUGAAAUUGAGCUGUACAAGAAGGACCGUGAAGAUCUUGAGAUGCAGAUGGAGCAACUUGCACUUGACUAUGAGAUUCUGAAGCAAGAGAACCAUGACAUCUCUUCUAGGCUGGAGCAAACACAGUUGAGGGAGCAGCUAAGGAUGCAGUAUGAGUGUUCAGCUCAUUUGUCCAUAAUAAGUGAUCUUGAAGCCAAUGUGGAUAGCCUGGAGAAUGAGCUCCAAGAACAGUCUAAAAGAUUAGAAGCUGAUAUAGCAGAGGUAAUGCGUGCAAAGGUUGAACAAGAGCAAAGGGCCAUAAAGGCUGAGGAGUCCCUGAGAAAGGCAAGAUGGAACAAUGCCACUACUGCUGAACGACUUCAGGAGGAAUUCAAGAUGUUGUCUUCACAAGUUUCCUCUGCUUUCAGUGCAAAUGAACAGUUGCUCGUGCAAGCAAGAAAAGAGGCUGCAGAGCUACAGUUACAAAAGGGCCAGCUGGAAGAAUUGCUACAGAAGGCACAAGAAGAGCUCGGAUCAGCCCAAGAACAACACCGAGUGAAGGUUCAACAGUUACUGACCUUAGUGGAUUUCAAGUCAAAGGAGACAGACAGGCUUGUGAUGGAGCUUAAAAGCAAGAGUGAGGAGUUCCAGAACCAGAAGAGAGGUGAUGAAGCAAAGUUAAGCGCUCUAUCAGAAGAAAUAGACCGACUCAAAGCCAAGAUUGAGAAUCUGUCAAUUGAACGAGACAAUCUCUUCGAAAAUAAUGAGCAGAAAGACAAGGAAUUAACCGCAAAUGGUGAGAAGGACACGCUCUUGCAGGACAGAGCCUCUGAGAUAGCUUCGCUCAACAAAGAGCUUGCAUUGAUCAAGGACCAAGUGCAGACAUAUUUAGAGGAGAUAAACACUUUAAAAGGUUCAAAGAAUGAAAAGGAGGAGACAAUCGAGAAGCUGCAGUCAGAGAUUAGAUCGUCGAAAUUCCAGUAUGAAAAUUUGAAGAUUUUACUGUCCACAAACGAGUCUGAGAAACACAACCUUGCUUCCCAAGUACUGAAGCUGCGAAGAGCCCUUGAAACCAGGGAGGACGUGAAACAAAAUAGUGUCAAACCAGAUUUGGAGGACAACUACCAUGCUAAUUCGAAGCGCAUCAAGCAUGAGAAUGGAACCACCGGUCACAGACAAAAUGCAAAUGGUGACUGCAAUGGGCAUGGCAUGAGGGAUGCUGCAGCUCAUGCCGAUGCUGAUCAGCCAAUGAAGGAGCUGGAAGUCCUGAAAGAGAGGAACAUGGCACUGGAGGAAGAGCUGAAAGAACUGCACGGUCGGUACUCGGAGAUAAGCCUGAAGUUCGCGGAGGUCGAAGGCGAGAGGCAGCAGCUGGUGAUGACGGUGCGCUCCCUGAAGAACUCCCUGAGGUGAUCCUCUUCCUCCUCACACACGUUGUAGCUACAAUGGAUUAGAUGGAUACCCGGAGGGUUUUGUAUAGGCAGGAAACUGGACGAGUUGUAUGAAAAUGAGAACAGUAUCCAGGUGCUUGCAGAGGCCAGGUAUACCCAGGUUAGGCAAGGGUAUGGUCAGUCACAAUACACAGCAUUGUAGAUCUCCCCCCACAAUAAUAUUUCUUUCUUUCUUUCUUCCUCCUCUUCCAUUGGUGUGUGUAACUGUAACAUGAAUUAGCUUCAUCUAGAGUGUGUUGUCUUGUAUAAUUCCUGAUGCUUGGCUUAUGUUGUGAAGAAAGAAAAAGUGAGAAGGAAAAAAUGGUGUGACAGUUCCAUACAUUAUAUCUUUGGAGGAAAAAAUAAGGGUAAAAAAAUGUCCAUA